This is a messenger RNA of Pygoscelis adeliae (Adelie penguin), 2353 nucleotides long. It is a transcript of the gene DTWD1, whose product is annotated as DTW domain containing 1. Gene Ontology annotation, cellular component: nucleus. NCBI's taxonomy places the organism in Eukaryota, Metazoa, Chordata, Aves, Sphenisciformes, Spheniscidae. Bases 16 to 939 code for a protein of 307 amino acids. The transcript has 6 exons. Gene Ontology annotation, biological process: tRNA modification. Gene Ontology annotation, molecular function: tRNA-uridine aminocarboxypropyltransferase activity. The record is from RefSeq and is a predicted model, not a curated record.
GAGGGGAAGCUAACCAUGUCUUUAAACUCAUCUACACUUUUAAGUGAAGAAAACUCUCAAGGACCAAGAAGAAAUACUGAAUGUUUGGAAAGUCUAGAAUUGCAGACUCCAUCAUCGUUUCAAGAUAACCCACUUCAACAAUUACAGUUAGCAUCGCAGGAAGUACUUGAAAAGGCAAAAAAGAGCGGGAGAUCAAAAUGCCCCCGAUGCAGUAGUUCAAGGAUGUUUUAUUGUUAUACAUGCUUUGUUCCUGUUGAAACUGUCCCUACCAAAGAAAUUCCGACUGUGAAGUUACCUUUGAAGAUUGACAUUAUUAAACACCCAAAUGAAACAGAUGGCAAAAGCACUGCUGUGCAUGCUAAGCUCCUGGCACCUGAUGAUGUCACAAUUUAUAAAUACCCUUGCAUUCCAGAAUAUGAAGAAAAACAACAUGAAAUAGCACUUAUAUUUCCUGGCCCCAAUUCAAUUUCAGUAAAAGAUAUUGCUUUCCAUCUCCAAAAAUACACUAAGAAAGGUGUUUAUGAUAACGACAAUGACUGUUCCAGAGAGCCAUUUCUUAAGCAAGCAAAAAUAGAACCCAAAGAAGAAAAGAAUCUAAAUGAAUGCAGCUCAAGCAACAGGAGUGAAGGCACUAGACUGAAGAAAAUAAUAUUUAUUGACAGCACCUGGAAUCAAACUAACAAAAUAAUAACUGAUGAACGACUUCAAGGGUUGCUGCAAAUUGAGUUGAAGACAAGGAAAACUUGCUUUUGGCGUCACCAGAAGGGAAAGCCAGAUACAUACCUUUCCACAAUAGAAGCCAUUUAUUAUUUCCUUGUGGACUAUCAUCAGGAGAUUUUGAAAGAGAAGUACAAGGGACAAUAUGAUAAUCUGCUUUUUUUCUUUUCAUUUAUGUACACAUUGAUUAAAAAUGCAAAGUGUUGUGCAGGAAAAGAGUAAGAUGUCUGUCUAUAGACCACUAGUGUUGCAAUAGGAUGUUUAGAAACAUACCACAGAAGAGUGAACGGAAGAGAAUGCUCCACACCAGUCUACCCAAGACUGAGUCCUACUCGACCUAUGAUCCCUGUGCGCUUCGCUUCCCUUACCUAUAAAGUUAAUUUCUGCCUCUGAAUAACAUGUCUCUACACAUGAAGCUGCACCCGUAAGCCAGUUGAACUCAGCAUGAAAUCUAAAGGCUAAGUAUUAUUACUCUGAUGGUAAAAUUUCUGCUUUUCCAACAGGGACAGAAGAGCUAUACAGAAGUAUGUGUAUAUGUGUAAAUAUUAAUAAAUAUAUACCUCCCUCCUAGCGAUAAAUGCAUUAGGACACAAGCCAAAGAUUUUUCUCCUAUGCUGUUUCUGUCUUCGGGAACAUAAAGACAAAGAAAAUCAAAGUGUGGUAUCAGAGUUUACAAAAUUAAAGAAUAAACUGUUAUAUGUACAGAGCAAAUGUGUACUUUAGAUACAGACAUCCGGCUGAGCCUGUUAAUGUACACAGAUGAGUCGUUUGACUAGGAAUUCAUUUAUUAAGUUUGGACGCAAUAUCCAGCACAAGUGCUGCAUUAUCCCUCUAAACAAUACACUGGAAAAACAAGUAAUAUUUCAUACCUUUUCACUAUUCUGAACAUUGCUGCUAAUGAGCCUAGUGUAGUUCCCUACUCUUUAUCUCGUGAAGUAUCAUGCUUUCGUUGCAUCUCCAAGCAGCACUGAAGAAAAAAAAAAAAAAAUUAAGCACAUCCAUCCAGGCUUAACAGGGCAUGCCGAAAGAGGCCGAAGGCAUAAACAGGUUAUUCCAAAACAAUUAAGAGUAAAACUGCAAAGAAAAAUUUAGAGAGUGUUGAGCUACACAGAAAUUCUGACUCACCUGCACAGAGGAGAUGCCAUGGAUCAUGCUCCGCCAUUUGCUUAGCAGAGAAGAGGAAAAAGGAGCAAGAGCGCACCCACCCUGGUCCUAAGGAACACGCGUUUGCCUCGAGUAAUCGCAUGCAUGAACACCUGCAGUGAACACGCGCAUAUAUGACCCUUGAUAGAAAAUUCAUUUUAUAUGUAAUGCAACGUGAUGUUUUCCUUGCUGUCUUUUGACUACUUACUGGAGAACAAAAUAAUCAAGCCAGCAUUAGUGUUUCUCUGAUGUUUUGGGGUUUUAUUAAUAAUAUGCAAUUAGUCUAUAAAUUCCUCGGUUUAUGCUAGUAUUUACUCUAUUUCAAUGUAGUUUUGUUACAGACAACAGCAUGUAAACCUAUUAAUGUAACUGAUUUUAUAAUAUACCUUCUGUCCUACCAAACUGAGAUAAGACCUAGCCUCUACUCUGUGAGAAUACGUUUUUGUGCGUAUGAUCUGGAAUAACAUGUAACUUCAAUAAAACAAGUUUUCUG